Molecule: messenger RNA, 2267 nt
Organism: Scatophagus argus
Lineage: Eukaryota; Metazoa; Chordata; Actinopteri; Scatophagidae
Gene: dazl
Product: deleted in azoospermia-like
Exons: 10
Coding region: 134-781 (215 amino acids)
Molecular function (GO): RNA binding
Source: RefSeq, a predicted model, not a curated record
UAGGAUGUUAGACUAGUCAUGUGCACUGGGCGUGGUUUUGGCUGGAUGCGAGGUAGCUGUUGUUGGGCAGAAAAUUCGCGGCUUAACUUUGAGUGUGUACGCGACUAAGUUAUUAGUUUUAAUUAUUUUAGAUAUGGAUAUCCACAAGCCCAGGGGAAGCCACCAGAUUUCACUGAAGUUAUCAAAUGGCUACAUUCUACCUGAGGGCAAACUGACCCCCAACGCCCUCUUUGUUGGCGGUAUUGACAUGAAGGUGGAUGAAAAUGAAAUACGGGAGUUCUUUGCCAGAUACGGGGCUGUUAAGGAAGUGAAAAUUAUCACGUACCGUGGAGGGAUCUGUAAAGGGUAUGGGUUUGUGUACUUCAGUGAAGAUGUCAAUAUUCAGGCAAUCAUUGAGCAACAGAUCAGUUUUAAUGGUCGGAAACUCAAGCUGGGCCCUGCCAUCAUGAAAGAAAGGAGCUCUCGGUCCAUGCCAUCCCGUCUGGUUGGCCAAGCUCCUUGGAUGAGCCCCACUCAGUACUUUUACUGCACCUGCUGCCCACCUGUGGGAGGUGGUAUGGCACAACCUGCACCCAUCUUCAAUGGCGGCAACCCAUACAAUCAGCCGUACUCCUACUCCAACUUUGGAGGGGUGAUGAUCCCACAGAUGCCAAUGAACUAUGCACAGAACACCUAUGCCUACCAGUACACUCCACCUCACUGGAUGAUGGACCAGAGGACACGGCCUGUCAAUCAGAACUUUGUGGACUGUGGAGUCCAGACGAUGCUGACUGUGCUGUAGUCCACUGCUCCUGAGACCCCUGCCAGAUAAGGCUACAAUGAGUCAAAUUGCAGAUUGGAUGACAUCUUGAAAUUACGGACGGCUGGAAGCAACCCAUCUCCUUACACUGAUUUCAGAAAGCCCUCCUCUUUCCUCCCUUCCCUCAACUUUCGAGACCCUUUUUAACACCAGACUGCAGGAGCUCUCCACUUUAACCGAACUUGUACGAUCACAGUCAUUUUGACUGUGACUGGUAGUGACCACUAUCAUGUGGUCAUGUUGGUUUUAAUCCACAUAGAUCACAUUAAAAAUCACACAGGGCGAGCAGAGCACCUUCACUGUACAAACUGAUUUAUAGGCUCACAUUCCCUUUUUUUUUUCUAUCCUUUGUUUACUAUCCUGAACAACAACAAAAAAAGACUUUUAAGCUCACAUUUUGUGUAUAUUUAUAUUUUAUUUUUUAUAAUUUAAUUUUGGAAUUAUUUUUAGUGUUUGUUUGGUUCUGACUUUUUUAGCUUCUGCAAGGGCUCUCUGUACAUACAAAGGUAGGUUUAGAUUAUAACAAUGUCUUGCGAUCUGAUUGUGUCGGCAUUGGAGUAGAAUCCUUCUUUCGCUUCAGUUCAGGUCUAAUGCUCCUCUGAUUAAGAAAUUUCAUUAACUUGUCGACCACAGUAUAAGGGUACUUUUAUUUCAAGAGCACAUUUAUUUUGUGCUCUAUUCUGUUUAAUUGGGUGUCGAUUGAGGCAGUAAACGAGUGGCACUUUUGUCACACUGUAGCUUCUCAUCACUGUCACUGAUUUUUCAUCUGGGUCAAACACCAGACUUUUCAAGUAGUUUCUCAGCAUGUUGAAGCACACCUAUAGUCUGUGUGUUGUUUUCAUCCAUUGUCCCAUUUCAUACAUUGUUUUCCCAAAUGACUCCAGGGGUUCACACCCAAGGACAAUCACGACAUCAAUUUAUUUCCCCGUUAGUCAUCAAUCAACUUAUAUUUGGAAGAAAAAAGUGGAAGGCAGUUUCAAUCCAAUUUGCAAAUGAAGGACGUGAUUGACACCAAGGCUCUCUGUUUCUUCUUAACAUUCACUGUACAUGGUUCACUUUAUACUGGUUGUUUCAGCAUUUUGGGUUUUAAUGCAAUUGCAGGUGAUCUUUCACUAAAUGUUUUACAAAGUGGGCAGUGAUUCUUAUUAUGUGUAUUCUUUUCAGUAAGGGCACUUCAUUUAUUUUCUGCUAACUUCAUACCCUUAAAGAGCAACUUUGAUUGGAGAUGCACAUUUGGUAUAUGGUAUACAUCACAGAUUUUUUUUCCCCCGUUACCCAGUUCUGAGUAGCUUUAUCCGAGCUUUGUCCCCGGCUUCUCCUGUGCGCAGAUAUCAGAUUGUGUUGAAUUUGUUUUGUUUGGAGAGUCCGGGCCCCGCACUGUUAUGUUUGGUUUAUUAAAGUGUUCGUAAUGUACAUGGUUUGAAUGUUUCUCUUUGAAAAAUUAAAGUUGAAGUAUGUUAUCAUUUAA